This is a messenger RNA of Polyodon spathula (Mississippi paddlefish), 3881 nucleotides long. It is a transcript of the gene shc1, whose product is annotated as SHC (Src homology 2 domain containing) transforming protein 1. Gene Ontology annotation, molecular function: receptor tyrosine kinase binding. Bases 53 to 1441 code for a protein of 462 amino acids. The transcript is spliced from 12 exons. The record is from RefSeq and is a predicted model, not a curated record. NCBI's taxonomy places the organism in Eukaryota, Metazoa, Chordata, Actinopteri, Acipenseriformes, Polyodontidae. Gene Ontology annotation, biological process: cell surface receptor protein tyrosine kinase signaling pathway; intracellular signal transduction. Gene Ontology annotation, cellular component: plasma membrane.
GGAGGUCUCGUCACCCCUAACCCCUUCUCCUCUCCCCACUCCUGCCCAGGAUAUGAAUCGGCUGGGGGCCGGAGGGAGGCGCACGCGCGUGGAGGGGGGGCAGCUGGGCGGGGACGAGUGGACUCGCCACGGCAGCUUCGUGAACAAGCCCACGCGAGGCUGGCUGCACUCGGACGCCACGGUCAUGGGGCCCGGGGUCUUCUACCAAGUCAGGUAUAUGGGCUGUGUGGAGGUCCUUCAGUCUAUGAGAGCGCUGGACUUCAACACACGUACCCAGGUCACCAGGGAGGCUAUCUCAGUGGUGUGUGAGGCUGUGCCCGGCGCCAAGGGAGCUCUGCGCAGGAGGAAGCCCUCCACUCGCUCGCUGUCCUCGAUCCUGGGGAAGAGUAACCUGCAGUUUGCCGGGAUGUCCAUCAAUCUGAGUGUGUCCACCAGCAGCCUCAACCUGAUGGCUACGGACUGCAAACAGAUCAUUGCUAAUCACCACAUGCAGUCCAUCUCCUUUGCGUCUGGGGGGGACCCAGACACUGCUGAAUAUGUUGCAUACGUCGCCAAAGACCCUGUCAAUCAGAGAGCCUGUCACAUCCUGGAGUGCCCAGAGGGUCUUGCUCAGGAGGUGAUCAGCACUAUCGGCCAGGCCUUCGAGCUGCGCUUCAAACAGUACCUGAAGAACCCCCCCAAACUGGUCACUCCUCACGACAGGAUGGCCCCCUUCGACGGCUCUGCCUGGGACGAGGAGGAGGAGCAGCAGCCCCCCCCUGAUAUCCAGUACUACAAUGACUUCCCCGGCAAGGACCCUCCUCUGGGAGGACUGGUGGACAUGAGGGGGCCCCGCAGCGCCACCACCGGCGCCACACUGCCUGUGGGUCAGCUGUCAGGGGCUCAGCUGGACAGUCAGAAGCAGCAGCCAGCACUGGCAGGUUCUGCUAGAGAGAGGGACCCCGCUCCCCCCCUGCCGACCGUCAAGCCCUCCGGCCGCUCUGACCUCUUCGAUGACCCCUCGUACGUCAAUGUGGACAAGCCCCGCCCCCCUGCCUCCUCCGCAGCCAAUGGGAAUGCUCAUCGAGACGCCUUUGACAUGAAGCCCUUCGAGGACGCUCUCCGAGUCCCAGCGGGGCCUCCGAUGGAGGAGCAGCUGCGGCGCGAGCUCUGGUUCCACGGGAAGGUGAGCCGGAAGGAGGCGGAGAAGCUGCUGCAGGGGAACGGAGACUUCCUGGUGAGGGAGAGCACCACCACCCCGGGACAGUACGUGUUGACAGGCCUGCAGGGGGGGCACCCCAAACACCUGCUGCUCGUCGACCCCGAGGGAGUGGUGCGGACGAAAGAUCACCGCUUCGAGAGCGUCAGUCACCUGAUCAGCUACCACAUGGACAAUCACCUGCCAAUCAUCUCGGCGGGCAGCGAGGUGUGUCUGCAGCAGCCAGUGGAGCGGAGAGCUUGAAGCUCCCAGCAUGCCCUGCUUCAGAACCAGACGACACGCCUCCCUCGGACACCUCGCACAGACGCACGCACACACACACACAUGGGCAAUGCACAAACAAUCUGGGGCUUACUCUACAUGCUCCUGCAAGCACAGACUGACAGACAGAGGCUUAACAAAGCUACAGGCUCCUCAACCAGUCUGGCAGCAGACCGCGCAGGCAGAAAACAACAUUGUUCAGACUUCUUUUUAGAAAUGUCACAGAUUGGUGAAAUUGUUAACCAUGCCAGAAGUGACCCAGCUAGUUCUGACCCAGCCAAGGCUGAAAUCACCAAGCAUCCAAAAAGCAUUAGCUCUCUGCAUUGUGACUGAGGAGCGAGAUACUCACGCAGUGAUGCUGUAACCAAAGCAGUCGCUCCCUCAGCGGAGACUGGAGACUGGACAGGAACGCCAUUUCAUUCUCAUAGGCUUUUUAUACUUCGAUGGGGGGGGGGGGUUAUAUUAGAGAGGCGGGGCUAUCCUGGAAUGGAACUUCGGAACACUGAGGAUGGAACCUUUGACAAAGCACAGAGAUUCUAAUCAUUCCAUAUAUAAAUGUGUAUAACUAUAAUUUUUUUUUUUUUUUUUAAGGUGUACGAAAGUGCUCUCACCUUCCUUUUUAUAAAUAACUUGGACAAGCUUUUUUGGAAAUGGGAGAAUCAUAAAAGUUUGUGUAUCUCAUAAUAAUAAUAAUCAGAAGUGGCACAAAGUCUGUCAGUUUUUUUUUCAUAUGGAAAUAUGCAAGUCUGCUUUUUCUCUGGGAGAAGAGAUUGCACAAAAAAAAAAAAAAAACAUUUGGGAGAUCGCGGACUUCUGAGAGGCACAGGAGAGUACCGCAGUUACAGGUGUCUGACACAAGGGGGAGCUUGUCUGUCUCACUGCGGAAUUAUUGCAGCCUAUGCAAAUAGAGCAGGAAACUAUCACUAGCAGCCAACGGGAUUCCUGCACGGUGGUCAUGUGAUGCAGGAGGAAGUGGAGGAGCCGUUGCUUUUUCAUCACCGCGGCUGUUGCUUCGACUGAACUUGAAUUAUUGUGCCUCAGAAACUAAAAAGCAAGGCAGAUGCAGAAUCCUGGAAUGUAAUGGAAACGUGUCCAUCUGGACGGAUGCUUCCUGGAAGUUUAAAGUCUCAGUGGCUGCAAUGAUGGCCCAUUUUAACCAAAGCACACUCCUGCGUCCUUCUGCCAAAGAAAAUAAACACAGUCAUCUUUGCUGACUUAACCGGGAUUGUAAGGUGGCGGUUGUAUUCUUGUCAAGUCUGUUGAUUUGAUUGGGUAGAAGCGAGUCCAGUCUUAUCAAGCCCUUUGAUUUGAUUGGGUAGAAGCGAGUCCAGUCUUGUCAAGCCGGUUGAUUUGAUUGGGUAGAAGCGAGUCCAGUCUUAUCAAGCCCUUUGAUUUGAUUGGGUAGAAGCGAGUCCAGUCUUGUCAAGCCGGUUGAUUUGAUUGGGUAGAAGCGAGUCCAGUCUUGUCAAGCCCGUUGAUUUGAUUGGGUAGAAGCGAGUCCAGUCUUGUCAAGCCCGUUGAUUUGAUUGGGUAGAAGCGAGUCCAGUCUUGUCAAGCCCGUUGAUUUGAUUGGGUAGAAGCGAGUCCAGUCUUGUCAAGCCCUUUGAUUUGAUUGGGUAGAAGCGAGUCCAGUCUUGUCAAGCCCUUUGAUUUGAUUGGGUAGAAGCGAGUCCAGUCUUGUCAAGCCGGUUGAUUUGAUUGGGUAGAAGCGAGUCCAGUCUUAUCAAGCCCUUUGAUUUGAUUGGGUAGAAGCGAGUCCAGUCUUGUCAAGCCCGUUGAUUUGAUUGGGUAGAAGCGAGUCCAGUCUUGUCAAGCCCUUUGAUUUGAUUGGGUAGAAGCGAGUCCAGUCUUAUCAAGCCCUUUGAUUUGAUUGGGUAGAAGCGAGUCCAGUCUUGUCAAGCCCUUUGAUUUGAUUGGGUAGAAGCGAGUCCAGUCUUGUCAAGCCCGUUGAUUUGAUUGGGUAGAAGCGAGUCCAGUCUUGUCAAGCCCUUUGAUUUGAUUGGGUAGAAGCGAGUCCAGUCUUGUCAAGCCCGUUGAUUUGAUUGGGUAGAAGCGAGUCCAGUCUUGUCAAGCCCGUUGAUUUGAUUGGGUAGAAGCGAGUCCAGUCUUGUCAAGCCGGUUGAUUUGAUUGGGUAGAAGCGAGUCCAGUCUUGUCAAGCCCGUUGAUCUGAUUGGGUAGAAGCGAGUCCAGUCUUGUCAAGCCCUUUGAUUUGAUUGGGUAGAAGCGAGUCCAGUCUUGUCAAGCCCGUUGAUCUGAUUGUUUGUUUUUUACAUGCUGAAAUUGCUCCUGUUUCAUCAGCCUUUUACUAAACAUCCCAGCUCAGACCCCUACACACACAGACCCGCCCCCCUCCAGUACAACAUCCCAGCUCAGACCCCUACACACACAGACCCCCCUCCAGUACAACAUCCCAGCUCAGAC